Messenger RNA from Ogataea haglerorum, 345 nucleotides. RefSeq lists its product as uncharacterized. The record is from RefSeq and is a predicted model, not a curated record. The transcript has a single exon. NCBI's taxonomy places the organism in Eukaryota, Fungi, Ascomycota, Pichiomycetes, Pichiales, Pichiaceae. The coding region runs from base 1 to 345 and encodes 114 amino acids.
AUGCAGGGGGUGUUAUUGGCAGUGCAAUUAUCCGAGCAUUUCCGGCGUCAGUCUGUGGCAGGCUUCCACAUGCGUCAACGACAUGCGCACUACUCGGACGGCACAAUUUGCGGAAGCAGAAGCAGAAACCUGCCGCACGACACACUGGAGCCCAACGCGAACUUUUGUGCCCCAGAAUGGCUUUGGUUUUCAAAGGCUACCUCAUGUCGUCUAAUUUUCUUCCGUUACGACCACCAACGCAAGUUCAUUGAAACUGCCUUCGGAACCAACUUCGGCUGUCUCGGUGGACUACUGUUCCAGGACGAUGUCGCUAUUGCGGCGAUAUUACAGGUCUCUGUUUUGUAA